Parnassius apollo (apollo) is the source of this 588-nucleotide messenger RNA. The record is from the annotation of a GenBank genome assembly. NCBI's taxonomy places the organism in Eukaryota, Metazoa, Arthropoda, Insecta, Lepidoptera, Papilionidae.
AUGGAGAUCAACAUCCCUCAGCUAAACAAAGGUCAAGCGCAGGCGAAGGCAAUAACAAUUAACAUCCCUCAGCUAAACAAAGGUCAAGCGCAGGCGAAGGCAAUAACAAUUAACAUCCCUCAGCUAUACAAAGGUCAAGCGCAGGCGAAGGCAAUAACAAUUAACAUCCCUCAGCUAAGCAAAGGUCAAGCGCAGGCGAAGGCAAUAACAAUUAACAUCCCUCAGCUAAACAAAGGUCAAGCGCAGGCGAAGGCAAUAACAAUUAACAUCCCUCAGCUAUACAAAGGUCAAGCGCAGGCGAAGGAAAUAACAAUUAACAUCCCUCAGCUAAGCAAAGGUCAAGCGCAGGCGAAGGAAAUAACAAUUGACAUCCCUCAGCUAAUCAAAGGUCAAGCGCAGGCGAAGGCAAUAACAAUUAACAUCCCUCAGCUAUACAAAGGUCAAGCGCAGGCGAAGGCAAUAACAAUUAACAUCCCUCAGCUAAGCAAAGGUCAAGCGCAGGCGAAGGCAAUAACAAAACAAAUGUUAUGCAACAUGCACAUAGCUGUUUGUCCCAUAAGUUUAUUAUCUUUGUUUUUCAAGGUGUAG